GUUUCCGAGCUUGGUAGCUACAACUGCGGUUGUUCCGUCAUAGAACCUCUGCUACAACGGCAACCACGAGUUGAACCGAAUUCCGGUCCGACCGACACUCUCAUCGCUACCGUCAAUCGGCUGCUGUUUCGAGCAAUUGCGUGGUGCGGAUGUUCCACUGGCGUGGGAAGGAUAGCGUUGCGCGAGAGGGGGCAUAAUGCGCCUGGAGCAGCCAUCACGUCCUCCAGUCCGUAUAGGGAUGAGUCGUGCUACACCCGACUCCGUGGUAGCACAAACAUUGGAGUCAGAGUCAGUCGCAGGAACACUACCACUAAUGCUACUGCCUUCUCGCCGCGAUUUACUACUACCACAAAGUAUUGCUUCUCCCACCGUGACAUUCCGUAGUACAGCACUGCUGGCAGCACACGCCAGCCAGUCCGUCCGCACUGAAGCUUUACCACCGCCGUCACCGUCACCGUUACCGUCAUCGUCACCGUGACGACGCGCAGAGAACACGAACCUCCUCCCCGCCGUGGCUAGUAAUCUAUCUUUUGGCACUAUGGCUGCUGCGUCCCCUUCCUGCGCCCGCGCGGCCUUUGACAGCCCGCCGCGUUCUUCGCGUCUCUCGACCCGCCGGUCGCCGCCGCCAGGCUCCGCUGCCGCCGCCGCGGCUUUCUCGAGCCGCUUCGCCGCCUCGCCGCAUCUGCUCGUUCUGCUCCUGCUGCUCUCCCUCGCCGUCUCUCAGACCCACGGACGUGCUCCGGCCAGUGGCGUCGCGGACGUCGCUGAUUCGCAGUCCGAGGUCGGCGCAUCCCAAGGCCGCCAGCACGACCCGCCCGCCAGCAACGGAGGGGAGGCGGCGGUUGGCGCGACGGGUGCGGGGAGUGAUCACGAUGGCGCGGAGUCCGCUAUUGAGGAGUGGCUGCGCCGAUCAGCGGAAGCAGGCGCGCAGUUCUUCCCCCUGCAGCGCGCGGAAGACGCCCCCAGCAGGGAGGAGCUGCACCGGCGGAUUCUCGCGCCAUCAGACAUCGGGGGGGGCAUGAAGGGCAAGGGAGGGCCCCAGAAGGCAUCCAAUGACUCGGCAUUCGUGCCGAUGCUAGAGUACGACAGCACGCUUCUCUCCACGGCCAACGGCAGCCUGGGCAACGCGUUUGUCAACUACAGCACCUUCGGAGACAACACCAAGAUACGCCUCCCCGUGUACCCCUACUACGUGGAUCUGAAGCUGGGGUCGCAGCGGCAGCAGUUCAGCUUGGCGCUCAACCUGUACCUUCCCUACACCUGGGUGCCCUGCGACUGCCUCCACUGCGGCACCGCACGCCGGGGGACGCCCGGCAGCAAGCCCUUCAGCACGCUCUCAUCCACAUCUGCCGCCUUCAUCUCCUGCGCCGACAACAGCUGCAUUACGGGCUCUGAUUAUGGCUUUUUUGGAUGCAACGUGGAGGGCCUGCCCAACUACGUCAACACCACGGGCCUGCUGCCAGGGGACGAUGCUCUCUGCGUUUACAGGGCGUUCGCAAGCACGGUUGACUACUAUGAAGCUGACUAUGACGCCAAGUCUUACUUAUUUUCUGUCGGGCAUGUGGUGAGGGAUACCCUCUACCUCGCUGCACCUGAUGGCAGCGAGGUCAACCGAACCAUCACCUUUGGCUGUGGCAGCAACCAGCUGGGCUACUGGGGGAUGCAGGGCUGGCAGUACGGCUCGUGGGCGGCGGGGGGCGUGCUGGGGAUGGGCUUUGGGGCUUCUUUUGUGGAGGAGCUUAGCGCAGGCACUGGAGGCUCCUUCGCCGUGUGUUUGGACAAGCCCACCCCCACGAACAAGCCAGCAUGGAAUGAGAAGAAGCUUCUGCAGAAGGGCAGCAGCCACCUCACCAUCGGCGCCGUCGGCCUCCCUGCCGGCGCCCAGUACUCGAACAUAUCAGACCCGGCAGGCAUGCAGUACAGCCACAUCACGCUCACUACCGCAGCUCGCUCCGUCAACAUCACGGACGAUCCCUUGCAAAUAGACGACCCAAAGCUAUUCAUGCCCGAGGACGCCACUGCACCUGCCGGCUUCUACUUCAUGCCCGAGUCCUUUGUGCAUCUCCUCCGCCUCCCUCUCUUCAAAAGCCUCCGCGAUGCUCUUGAAGCCAUGACAGGGCAAACUUUCUUGCUGGACUCCAAUUCCACCACGCUGAUCAUAUAUCGACUUCUCUGCUUCGAGAACAAGAACAAGUCCGUUGACCCCUUUGCCACCUUCCCCACCAUCGACAUUGCUUUCUUCAGUCCAAACAAUGCAAGCGGCCUCUCCCACUUCUACCUCAAACCGCCUGAGUACCUCGCCAAGGUUUCGGCUUCCAGGUACUGCGUCUUGGCCACACCGACUUAUCCUUAUCAAUUUUACACCAAUGCUAUUGGAGAGCCGGGUUUGUUCAACAAGUAUCUCUUCUUUGACUAUGCCAACUCCACUGCAGGGUGGCUUGAUUCGCCCCAGUGCGGAGCGACACCCAAGAUGCCUCCUCCCUCCCCUCCGCCGCUCUCCCCCGUUUCUAAAGCUGCCAGCACCUCCCGUUCUCUGGCAGCAGUCAUUAUUGUCAUCGCCAGAUUCACUGCCCUGCUUGCUCUCACCAUCACUCUCUUGUAGUGCAAGUGUACAGGACAAGAGUGUCAACAUAUAUUUGUAAUGUUAUAGGCUAGAUAGGUGCAUGCUCAUGGAGAGUACAACUCAUCACUCAUUCUUGUUCAUUGCGAUAUUCUGAGAUGGUAUCACGCUAGGUUAAUACUCCCUCCCCACUUAGCUGAAAUCUAGGGUCGCGGGGGGUAUAGGAGGAAUGACUCUUGGAUUGGGGGGACUUAGCCGAAAUCUAUAGGUUGCCAAGGGGAGAAAUUAUUAUAGCGGGGGAUCGCAUGAGUGAUUGUGUAAGGGUGAUUUU
Messenger RNA from Closterium sp. NIES-67, 2891 nucleotides. Lineage: Eukaryota; Viridiplantae; Streptophyta; Zygnematophyceae; Desmidiales; Closteriaceae. The record is from the annotation of a GenBank genome assembly.